Ruditapes philippinarum (Manila clam) is the source of this 321-nucleotide messenger RNA. RefSeq lists its product as uncharacterized. The record is from RefSeq and is a predicted model, not a curated record. NCBI's taxonomy places the organism in Eukaryota, Metazoa, Mollusca, Bivalvia, Venerida, Veneridae. The transcript has 3 exons. Bases 4 to 321 code for a protein of 105 amino acids.
GCUAUGCAGUCGAUUCCUGAAGCAGCAGCCUAUAUUCGCCGUGACGAUGAAGAAAAUGUAACUCUUCUUGAUGAACCUGAACCUGAUGAGGAGCAGCUGGACAUCAAAGCAGAAAAAUACAUCAAACAACAUAAUGAAAAAAAUUUAACAGAGCUAGAAGAGGGAGAUCUUGUUAGGAUUCGACACUUUUUGUACGAUCAUUGGCUUGUGUAUAUUGGGAACGGUGAGGUCAUUCAUUUCUCUUCACCAGAUAAUAAGCGGGGCAAAAAGCAAAGAGCUAAGCAAUUUAUAAAUAAUUUCUCCGUCUUCGGUGCCCUUUGA